Messenger RNA from Ailuropoda melanoleuca (giant panda), 2062 nucleotides. It is a transcript of the gene NOL11, whose product is annotated as nucleolar protein 11. NCBI's taxonomy places the organism in Eukaryota, Metazoa, Chordata, Mammalia, Carnivora, Ursidae. The transcript has 16 exons. Gene Ontology annotation, biological process: maturation of SSU-rRNA. Gene Ontology annotation, molecular function: protein binding; RNA binding. The record is from RefSeq and is a predicted model, not a curated record. Gene Ontology annotation, cellular component: nucleus; nucleolus. Bases 81 to 2015 code for a protein of 644 amino acids.
CCAGUCGGGCUCCUAGUUCUCGCGAGAGAAAGCGCAGAGCCAGCCGGGAGGGAUGCGCUGCAGUCCGUGGUUUGCCCAAAAUGGCAGCCUUGGAGGAGGGAUUCACGUUGUCUGCGGUACCCUUGGGUGCCGGGCCUCACGGGCUCCUAGGCGUGGAGCAGAGCGACAAAACAGACCAGUUUCUAGUAACAGACGGCGGCAGGACCGUCAUCCUCUAUAAGGUUUCUGAUCAGAAACCCUUGGGAAGCUGGUCAGUGAAACAAGGUCAAGUUAUAACAUGUCCAGCUGUGUGCAACUUUCAAACUGGAGAGUACAUCGUUGUACAUGAUAAUAAGGUUUUGAGAAUAUGGAGUAAUGAAGAUGUAAACCUCGAUAAAGUAUUUAAAGCUACAUUGUCAGCUGACAUAUAUAGGAUACAUUCAAUACAAGGGACAGAACCCUUAGUGCUCUUCAAGGAAGGAGCUGUUUGUGGUUUAGAGGCCUUGCUUGCAGAGCCCCAACAGAAAAUUGAAACUGUUAUCUCUGAUGAAGAAGUGAUUAAGUGGACAAAGAUUUUCAUGGUAUAUAAGCAUCCUGUUGUAAUCUUUAUUACUGAAAAACAUGGAGAUUACUUUGCUUACAUACAAAUGUUUAACCCACGUACCUUAAGCAAAUACACGCUCGUACUUGGACAGGAAGAAAAAUCUGUUAUACAGAGUUUCAGUGCAUCUGUGGAUCGGAAAUUCAUCUCUUUGAUGUCAUUAAGUUCUGAUGGAUGUAUAUAUGAAAGCUUGAUACCAAUACAUCCACGUGAACCGGAAAAAAGUCAGAGGGUGGUUAGAUCACUGUUGCUCAAGACUGUGGUGUCUGGUAAUGCUCGAAAUGGUGUUGCACUCACCGUCCUGGAUCAAGAUCACGUAGCGGUUCUAGGACCACUGCUGCCAGCUUCCAAGGAAUGCCUCUCCGUAUGGAACACAAAAUUUCAAACGCUACAGACUUCUAGAGAGCUACCACAGGGGACCAGCGGUCAACUCUGGUAUUAUGGGGAAAAUUUAUUUAUGCUACAUGGAAAAUUUCUUACUGUGAUUCCAUACAAGUGUGAAGUAUCUUCCUUAGCAGGUGCUCUUGGAAAACUCAAGCAUAGUCAAGAUCCAGGCACUCAGACUGUGCCUCAUUUUGUAAACUGGGAAACAUCUCGGGGAUGUGAACUCGGAUCCCAGAACUCAGAGCAGUCGAAGAGAAUUUUAAGGAGAAGAAAAAUUGAAGUGAGUGUACAGCCUCCAGCAUCCAAACAACUUUUGUCAGCUAUAAAGAAAGAUUCAGAAAAACACAUUGAAGUAGAACUAUGUAAAUUUUUGGCUAUUAAGCGGACACCUGACUUUCAUACUAUUAUUGGGGACAUAGUAUUAGAACUCCUGGGAAGACAUAAAGCAGAACCAUCAUUUUAUCCCCGGAACUCUCUGAUGCAGCUUAUCCAAACACAUGUACUUUCUUACAGCUUGUGCCCUGGCUUGAUGGAGGCUGCCUUAGAAAAGGCAGAUGUGCAGAUGUUACAGCUCUGUCUACGACAGUUCCCUGACAUUCCUGAGUCAGUCACCUGUGCUUGCUUAAAAAUUUUCUUGAGCAUUAGUGAUGACAGUCUUCAAGAAGCAGAAAUCAAUAUGGAAUCAGUUUCUGACUAUAGUGGUUCUGUGCAAGAGGAGAAAAUGGAAGAGCAAACGGAAAUUCUUCACAAUGGCUUCAAUCCUGAAGAAGAAAACUGUGGUAACUGUGAUCGGGAGUUAAACGAAAAGCCUCAGGACACAGCAGAGGAGACCACUUUGUGCCCUGUGAUACCAAAGAGAGCAGCUCUGCUAAAUGCAAUUCUUCAUUCAGCUUACAGCGAAAUGUUUCUUCUGCCUCACUUGAAAGACAUCCCGGCACAACAUGUCACUCUAUUUCUCCAGUAUUUGUAUUUCCUUUAUCUGAAGUGUAGUGAAAAUGCUACUAUGACUCUUCCUGGGCUACACCCUCCAACCCUGAACCAGGUAAGGUAAUCGUUUCUUUAUUUUAUUUUUUUUACUUUUUUACUUUUUGUUUUAAU